AUGGCGGGAGACGGGGCAAGCUGGCGGUCAUGGCGGGAGACGGGGCAAGCUGGCGGUCAUGGCGGGAGACGGGGCAAGCUGGCGGUCAUGGCGGGAGACGGGGCAAGCGGGCGGUCAUGGCGGGAGACGGGGCAAGCUGGCGGUCAUGGCGGGAGACGGGGCAAGCUGGCGGUCAUGGCGGGAGACGGGGCAAGCUGGCGGUCAUGGCGGGAGACGGGGCAAGCGGGCGGUCAUGGCGGGAGACGGGGCAAGCUGGCGGUCAUGGCGGGAGACGGGGCAAGCUGGCGGUCAUGGCGGGAGACAGGGCAAGCUGGCGGUCAUGGCGGGAGACGGGGCAAGCUGGCGGUCAUGGCGGGAGACGGGGCAAGCUGGCGGUCAUGGCGGGAGACGGGGCAAGCUGGCGGUCAUGGCGGGAGACGGGGCAAGCGGGCGGUCAUGGCGGGAGACGGGGCAAGCGGGCGGUCAUGGCGGGAGACGGGGCAAGCUGGCGGUCAUGGCGGGAGACGGGGCAAGCGGGCGGUCAUGGCGGGAGACGGGGCAAGCUGGCGGUCAUGGCGGGAGACGGGGCAAGCUGGCGGUCAUGGCGGGAGACGGGGCAAGCUGGCGGUCAUGGCGGGAGAGACAGGCAAGCGAACGGUCAUGGCGGGAGAGACGGGGUAA
Procambarus clarkii (red swamp crayfish) is the source of this 660-nucleotide messenger RNA. The record is from RefSeq and is a predicted model, not a curated record. Lineage: Eukaryota; Metazoa; Arthropoda; Malacostraca; Decapoda; Cambaridae.